AUGCGUACUUCAACAAUUGGAAUUUGGGCUUUGGCGGUUGGUGCCGCCGCUGCAAAGACUUGUUAUAAUGUAAUAGUGGAGGUCCCUGUCACGGCUCGCAACGGCGUGUUCGACAACAUCAACACCCCAAAGACGAAUUUUGACGCUACCUCCUUCUCCCUCUCCGCGACCAAACAAGGUAGAAAUUUAACCAAAACGGCCUUAUCUGGUUAUGCUACCGUUUCGGGCCACUACAAUAUCUCGACCCAAUACUGUAUGCCAAAGAACCAUGAGAACUCGGCCUACACGCUUCAGAUCCUCACACAUGGAAUGGGCUUUGACAAGUCAUAUUGGGAUCUACCAUACAACAACUAUAACUACUCCUAUGUGGAUUACGUCUUGUCUCGAGGAUAUCACACACUCUCCUAUGACCGACUGGGCUUUGGAAACUCCUCCCAUGGCGACGCAAAAAACGAGAUCCAGGCAUUCCUGGAAGUCGAAGCACUCGCUCAGUUGACCCGGAUGGUGCGCAACGGCAAGAUAUGUAAUAUCAAGACCCCCACCAAGAUCGUCCACGUCGGUCAUUCCUUCGGCUCUGCCCAGACAGUUGCACUGUCUGCCAUGUACCCAGACCUUUCCGAUGCGCUCGUUCUCACAGGGUAUUCCACAAGCGCCGAUUAUAUGCCCAUGUUCCUCAGCGGAGCCAACUUCCAGCAAGCCCGGCUCAACGGCAAGAACAGGGACUACACAGCAGGGUACCUGACGACUGGGGAUAUCGGCAGCAAUGUAUAUCUCUUCUUCUACCCACCCCAUUUCGACACCGGUCUUCUGAAAUUUGCAGAAGACAACAAACAGCCCAUGACGAUCGGCGAACUCCUGACCAUCACUGGACUACCGGCGAAGAGCAACUUCACUGGCCCUGUUUAUGUCAUUGAUGGUGCGAACGAUGUGGCAUUUUGUGGAGGCGAUUGCUUGAACGCGGGUGGGAAGGCGGCUUCUAUUCCUGCUGGUGUCAAAAUGAUCUUCCCCUCGGCUAGGGCUUUCUCUGCCUACGUCCAUCCCAAUACUGGUCAUGCUAUUAAUCUGCAUUACAAUGCUACUGGGGCUUAUAAGCAGAUUAAUGACUUCUUGGGGGCUCACGGUUUGCUGAGUACGAGUCAUCAGCAUGAUCAUGCCCGUCAUCAUCAGAUUCAUCGCUAA
Molecule: messenger RNA, 1179 nt
Organism: Penicillium griseofulvum
Lineage: Eukaryota; Fungi; Ascomycota; Eurotiomycetes; Eurotiales; Aspergillaceae
Product: alpha/beta hydrolase
Exons: 2
Coding region: 1-1179 (392 amino acids)
Source: RefSeq, a predicted model, not a curated record